UUUAAUGUUAUAAUAAAACAUCGAUCGAUAUUUAUAGAUAUGUAAACAGCUACCCGGUUAAUGUAGAUCUAUAAAUGGUAUUGUGAAACACUCGAGUUUUAACGAAAAUAGACCCUUGUGGGUGAAUGUGAUAUUCAAAAGGGUGCUGUAAUGGCUAAGAACGUUCAUCCUAUAUCACCUCCGGAGUAUUCAGGACCAGGACCUAAUUACGAUGGCGGACCAAACCCCGGGAUAUAUCCAGGGGCUGUGGAAAUAAUGACCCCAGAUCGUAUAGCAGAUACAACCCCUCCACCAGCAUACGAUUCAAUUUUCAUCAAUCAGAGACAAUCAAAACCUAACGUGCACCAUGAUGACAGAAAUUUGUGGGAGAAAGUCCACGAAUGGUUUGAAUUUUCAGUCCUACAACAAAUAAUUUGGCUUGGUGCUCUCGCAUUUGCGAUAUCCUACAUUGUUUUCGGUUUGAAAUAUGCUGGUCAAUGUUUUCGGAAAAAGUACGACGAUGGACACGGAAAAGUCACAGAGGAAGAAGACCUCCCGUCAUUCAUGAAAAUAGAGGGCGGAGUUUUGUGUGCAUUGGUUCUUUUUGUCUUCUUUUGGCGAUUACUAUUCAUCUGUGAUAGGAGGCGGACACAUCGCAUCAACAAGGCAGAUUUAGAAGGACGGAAAAAGUGUGGAGGCUACAUGUUUUUCAUUUGCAUCGGUCUUUGCUUUGCAACCUUUGUUGUAUGUAUGGCAGGAGCAGCAAAAGUUUUCCAAUUCCAUGAUGGCUCUAAAAAUCAAACAGUGAAGUGUGACCAGGAGUUCUAUAACUUUUACCACGAUGCCAAGAUAGGACAGAUGGUGGUACUGAUACCGUACGCUCUUUACGUCAUUGUCUCCAUGUUUAUUGUUAUUCCUAAAGCAAAAAAUUGGUUUAUGCGACAUAAAUGGCGCCAGUGGGCCAGUCUUCUUGAUGCCGACCAAGAUGGAAUUAUCAGUUCGGACGACAUGGAGAGAACCAACACCAGGCUUGAACAGCUACGAUUGGCCAUUGGCGAUAGAAAGACGGCUUUGAAUGCAGAUGCGAAGAAAAAAUGGUGGAAUGAUCAUAUAUUCAAAAGAGGAGCCAACAAACACAUCUCUGUUGACGACUAUGUCAAUUAUCUGGAGGGAAUUUAUAAUCCCGCAGAUAUGGGGAACAAAAUGCGCCCAGUUAUCACCGGCUUUUUUAAUUUCUUCUCUACUCCUGACUUCCGGAAGAAGAAUUGCAUUCUGGCGGAAGAAGAUUUUAUAAAAUUUUGGGCAAUUUUGAAGAACGUCGAUGAAGUUCAUUGCAGAAAUAUGUAUAUUAAACAUUUUUUGAAUCCUUCGACGAUGGAAAGUUUUCUUGGAGAUUUUGUUGCCUUGGUUUCCCAUAAUGAUUUCUUUGAUGAAAACACCAUCGGAGUCCACACUGUAUUAAAACCCCCACGAUCAGCAUCAUGUGAUUCUAUUUGUCAUCCUUCAUUUUGUGGUGUCUGAACAAGAUAAAGACAACACCAGACUCUAUCUUGUUAAUGUGAGAUGUAUUACCAACCUUCGAAUGAUUAACGUGCUACUAACGUGUUGAUGUAAAAACAUAUCUUAAAAAUCUAAUAACUGUAAUAACCAUGAUAACAACAAGAAUCAUCAUGUGUCAAUAGCGAAAUUUUAGUAUGCAUCAAUAACUUUGGAUUGCAUAGUAUUAUAUUAUAAGAUAAUCUGUACAUCCGUUAUUUUUUUAAUGUCCCUGUAGUGCAGUUACUGCGGCUGAGUGUAUAAAAAAGUUGUUAAAAUUUACACGAUAAAAGAUAUCAAAGACCUGUGUAAUUAAGAGCAACUGUAGAUCUGUAUAUGUAGGAGCGGUGUAUGACUUUAACAUUGUAGAUCUGUUGUAGAUGUGAUUACAUAGAAUCGGUGUAGAUAUGUAUGAAUAGAAGCGAUGUAUAUCUGUAUGAGUAUGCUCGUUCUAGAUGCGUUUAAAUAGAAUCGGUGUAGAUAUGUAUGAAUAGAAACGAUGUAUAUCUGUAUGAGUAUGCUCGUUCUAGAUGUAUUUAAAUAGAAUCCGUGUAGAUAUGUAUGAAUAGAAACGAUGUAUAUCCGUAUGAGUAUGCUCGUUGUAGAUGUGUUUAAAUAGACUCUGUGUAGAUAUGUAUGAUUAAAAGUUAUUUAUAUUUGUAUGAGUAUGAAAGGCGUAAGAGAAUUGCUACUCUGGACUCCUUAUUCUCCUAAUAUUUUCUGUAUUGUUUUAAAAACAUUGGUUAUUCUGUAUUCUAUUUUUAGUCUUAUAUUUAAACUUAUGCAGAGAAAUAGUGAAGAAACAUAUUGAUAUAAAAGCGCUGUACCUUU
Molecule: messenger RNA, 2346 nt
Organism: Mytilus californianus (California mussel)
Lineage: Eukaryota; Metazoa; Mollusca; Bivalvia; Mytilida; Mytilidae
Exons: 6
Coding region: 151-1500 (449 amino acids)
Source: RefSeq, a predicted model, not a curated record